Molecule: messenger RNA, 1043 nt
Organism: Xiphophorus maculatus (southern platyfish)
Lineage: Eukaryota; Metazoa; Chordata; Actinopteri; Cyprinodontiformes; Poeciliidae
Gene: vps29
Product: VPS29, retromer complex component
Exons: 4
Coding region: 100-648 (182 amino acids)
Biological process (GO): intracellular protein transport; retrograde transport, endosome to Golgi
Cellular component (GO): retromer complex; endosome
Source: RefSeq, a predicted model, not a curated record
UCGCCUUCCUGGACGCUCUUGUUUCGUCUACCCCAUUAGCUUCCGUUACGUUCGUAGGCGCUUCCUCAACUGGGCUAGCAGCAAACAGCAACAGACAAGAUGUUGGUUUUGGUGUUAGGUGACCUGCACAUCCCCCACCGGUGCAACACGCUGCCAGCCAAGUUCAAGAAGCUGCUGGUCCCGGGGAAGAUCCAGCACAUUCUCUGCACAGGCAACCUUUGCACCAAGGAGAGCUACGACUACCUGAAAACUCUCGCUGGGGAUGUCCACAUUGUGCGGGGAGACUUUGACGAGAACCUGAACUACCCCGAGCAGAAGGUGGUGACAGUGGGCCAGUUCAAGAUCGGCCUCAUCCACGGCCACCAGGUCAUCCCCUGGGGCGACAUGGCAAGCCUGGCGCUGCUCCAGAGGCAGCUGGAUGUCGACAUCCUCAUCUCGGGACACACGCACAAGUUCGAGGCUUUCGAGAACGAAAACAAGUUUUACAUCAACCCCGGCUCUGCUACCGGGGCCUACAACGCACUGGAAAGAAACAUUAUCCCCUCCUUUGUACUAAUGGACAUCCAAGCGUCUACAGUGGUGACGUAUGUUUAUCAGCUGAUCGGAGAUGACGUUAAGGUGGAGAGAAUUGAGUAUAAGAAGUCCUAAAGGACAUAUGGGAGAAGGAGGAAUGGCAGAAGAGUUAGGUUAAUGAGGCUCAGCGUCAUGUUUCAUUCCUGUCCACCAGGGGGCAGCAGCUCCCUCAGUUCACCGCAGUGUUAAUGCUGUAGCAAAACUGCUCAUGAACUUAACUCUAAAAUGCUUGUGUAUAAUAUUUUUUAUAAGUCAAUCGCAUUAACUUGUAAGCGAGCUUUCAUUAGAGGAUACAUUAAUGUCACAUGUUUUGUUAUGAAAAAUGAAUUUGGUGACUUUUUUUUGGUGAUUUUUAUUUUCACCCUUAUUAAAUCCUGUCCAUGUGACCAACACACCUUUAGCUUUCUGUGACCUGCCUUAUUCAUUCACUUCCACAAUAAAGAUGGGAUUUCCCUCCAUGUGUUUCCCAA